AUGCGCCGAGGGCUGUGCCCCGCCGCGAUGGUAGCCACAAAAGUGGCCAGCGUCGGGGCGUGUUUUGCCUCACGGUGGCAUGCCUCAGCCGGCGGCGGCGGCGGCGGCGGCGGCGGCGAGAGAGGCGUACGUAGCGCAGUGGAGGUAACCCCGCCGCCGCCUCGUCCUGCGUUUUACGUGCCGCCGGAGGAUCGCGACGCAGAUGACGCGUCGCUGCAGUUUCUUCGCCGAAAGCAGUGGCCACCGGACGACGGCAGUGCCGCGGAGAAGGGCGGAGCCCCGCGGCUGAGUCCAGGACAGUCCUUCGCCCCGGAGCUGCCCAGUCGCCCGGCCCGUGUACCGCAUUACAUUGACGAGCAGGCCGCCGGUUUGGCCUCGACAAGCGUCUACGCAGGGCACCACCUUUUGCCGGACGAGCCUGAGCGCCCCACACGACGACUCCGAGUCAUCAAGGACGCGUCGCCGGAGCCAAGGACGGCGAGAGGCGCACCGGAGGCGAAUUUUCUUCGGACGGGCCAGAGAGACUCUAUUUUCGAAGUUAAAGAUACAUUUGGCGAUGAGGAGGGGCCUGGACGGGCCUUUGCGAAGGGGGAGAAGGGCGACGCGGGCAUGGGCGAUGCCGCGCCGCCAGAGCGGCCACUUCUGCAGCAGAUGGAACUGGAUCUUCGUCGGCUUGAGUAUUAUCAAGGAGCCCCACAGUAUCAACAACUUUUAGAGGAAUUUCGCUCCAAGUACGGCUCGAGUGAAGCUAGCAAUAGUACUGUAGGUGAGAGUGGCGGCGGUGGCGGUGGCAGCAGCCCGAAUGGAGGUGAGGCGACAGGGCGUUCGUACAACCAGGCGGAGGUGCAACGCGGACUCGAGGAGCAGCCCAUAGAUUACCUUCGCUCCAGCAACAAGCUCAAGGUGGAGCUUAGCAGUGGGCCCAGAGCCUACGACCCAGUAGUUUUGAUGCAGCGACUGGGUGUGAUGCGGUUUCAGGGGUACGCCUUUCCUCCCACCACGGAGGUGGGAAAGCUGCGCGGCCGCGAGGGGAGGGCGCUGGAGCCGAGCGUGGAGCAUGACACUCUCAAAGAUUACAUGCGCCAAAGCGUUUCCUCAACCAUAAAGACGCAGCUUGCCGGGGGUCAAGACAAGCAACUGCUAUAUCGGACCUUGGGCCUCGACGCCGUGCAACGGCGGCAGGUGCGGGCUAUGCUUAGCGACUUUGACUACUCAGAUCGUCAAACGGCGUUCCAUGUUAUGAUGACAUAUCCCUACACGGACUGGGUGCACGUGUUCUACAUGGUUUUGGUGGGUUUGGCACUUUACACGCUGCAGUUGCGCUGCGGGGCGUAUGAGUUUUACGAUGAAUACCUGGGACUCGACUUGAGACAGGUGCCGAGGCUAAAAAAGCCGUUUUUGGCGGGAGUCACUGUUGUAGUGAUGGUAGUGGCGCUGUUUCACCCUCUGCUUGUGGCGAGCAUCGCAAGCACGCGGUUGUACCGCAUUUUUAUGCGGCGGCCUAUUGGCCCCCCGUAA
Messenger RNA from Trypanosoma conorhini, 1518 nucleotides. RefSeq lists its product as uncharacterized. The coding region runs from base 1 to 1518 and encodes 505 amino acids. Lineage: Eukaryota; Euglenozoa; Kinetoplastea; Trypanosomatida; Trypanosomatidae. The transcript has a single exon. The record is from RefSeq and is a predicted model, not a curated record.